This is a messenger RNA of Fulvia fulva, 924 nucleotides long. Its product is annotated as Solute carrier family 25 member 45. Bases 1 to 924 code for a protein of 307 amino acids. The transcript has 4 exons. The record is from RefSeq and is a predicted model, not a curated record. Gene Ontology annotation, molecular function: transmembrane transporter activity. Lineage: Eukaryota; Fungi; Ascomycota; Dothideomycetes; Mycosphaerellales; Mycosphaerellaceae. Gene Ontology annotation, biological process: transmembrane transport.
AUGUCCGCUGAUUUCUGGUCCGGUUAUGUCUCUGGAGCCAUUGGCGUCUUGAUCGGCAACCCUUUGGACAUUGUCAAGACAAAGCUGCAGGCUGGAUCUGCGCAGCAUGCCUCCGAGAUUAAUGUUGUUCCAAACGCUUCCCAAGCUCCUCCGAAGAGCAUCGAGAGAUUCACGCAACUGGCGAGAGGAGCUGCUGCCCCCAUCUUGGGUUAUGGAGCUCUCAAUGCCAUUCUAUUUAUGACCUACAACCGCAGUCUUGCCUUGCUCAAUACCGGUGACAUGAACCAAUGGCCAGAGAGGCCACCUGCUUGGAGUAUAUCGACAGCAGGUGCCCUAGGUGGCUUUGCCACUUUUCUCGUCUCGGCACCCACGGAACUCGUCAAGUGCCGAGCUCAGGUCUCCCAUCCACCGAAGUCCUCCCUCCAGAUCACGAAAGACCUGUGGUCAGCGGGUGGUUUGCGAGGCCUCUACAUGGGCGGUGGUGUCACGAGUGUCCGCGAUGCAGUAGGAUAUGGGUUCUACUUCUACUCCUACGAACUCAGCAAACGCACCCUCACCUCCCCGACCGACACGCACACCACCUCAGCCCUGAAAGUGCUCCUCUGCGGCGGCCUAGCAGGAGUAGCAACUUGGGUUUCAAUCUUCCCCCUAGACGUCAUCAAGACUCGUGUCCAAACCUGGGAUCUCCAUCAUUCCCACAGCAGUCCCGCGAGCCAGCCACUCCUCCGCACCUCCAAGGCCAUAACGAAGCGACCAAGCACCCUCGCAAUCGCAAAGGCAGCAUAUCACGCAGAGGGAACGAGAGUCUUCUUCCGCGGCUUAGGGAUCUGUUCAGCUCGGGCAUUCAUCGUGAACGCAGUGCAAUGGGCUGUGUAUGAGUGGAUGAUGCGAGUGCUAAGUACUGGCAGUAGUAGUCAACCAUGA